This is a messenger RNA of Babjeviella inositovora NRRL Y-12698, 1359 nucleotides long. RefSeq lists its product as uncharacterized. NCBI's taxonomy places the organism in Eukaryota, Fungi, Ascomycota, Pichiomycetes, Serinales. Gene Ontology annotation, cellular component: cytoplasm. The record is from RefSeq and is a predicted model, not a curated record. Gene Ontology annotation, molecular function: zinc ion binding; ubiquitin protein ligase activity. The coding region runs from base 88 to 1233 and encodes 381 amino acids. The transcript is spliced from 2 exons.
CAGUUGACACCGGCUAGAUACACCUCACCAGUCGUUGACAAUAACAUAUUUGAUACUGCAUCCGGUUUAACUUUCUACCCAAAACUCAUGCCUUCUUCUCCUUCCACACCGACUGCCUCGGUAACGGCUGGGGAAUACCUCGAGUCGCAGCUCCUUCUCGAAAAAGAGGCCCGCGAGAUUAUGCCGUAUGACCCAAACACGUGCUCGUACCAGUUUGGACCGAUUCGCCAGCAGCUCUUUGCGUGUCUUACGUGUAUUUCCAAGGACGGAAACCCCUCUGGCGUGUGUUACUCAUGUUCCAUCCAAUGUCACGCUUCCCACGAACUCGUGGAGUUGUUCACAAAGCGCAACUUUGCCUGCGAUUGUGGCACAACAAGAAUGCGUGCGAACAGUGCGUGCACAUUACGUGGCUCGCCGGGGGCGCUCGCCGACGACAUUCCAUCUGCAAGCAACGAAUAUAACCACAACUUUGCCGGAGAGUUUUGCGUUUGCGGACACCCCUAUAACCCGGCAGAGGAGACGGGGACGAUGCACCAGUGUUUUAUCGGGGCUGCGUGUGGUGAGGACUGGUAUCAUGAGGAGUGUAUCUUAGGGUAUCCUCAUGGAACGUUUACAAAGAGAGAAAGGGAUAGAGAUGAGAAAGACCAUAAUGAAAAAAAAGAUGCACUGGAAGAGAAAAACAUUCCGAUUGACGUAUCUUCUGACGACGAAGAGGUGACAAUCCCCGGAUUCCCACCCGCUGACUCUUUCGAGUACUUUGUUUGUUGGAAAUGCACGUCAAGGUUUCCCAAAGUGUUCCAAACCAUCGUGGAAGCUCUUCUGUCCGAUUUACAAGUACUCCCAUACACUCCGGUUAGCCUUGAACCUAUGAGCAAAAAGAGAAAGGUGGACGGGCCCUACUCCCUCUUUUUUGACGAUGCAUUCAAGGCCCGAUUGUCCCAGCUCAAGGAUUCAUCAGACGUGUCCAGUUUUGUCGAGGACCAUCCCUUUUUGGUUUCUGAUGACCCGGUGUACGAGCCCCCUCCGGAUAUCUCGGACGACGAAGGCAGCAUAUACGAUAUGGGCAGCAAGAUGUUGAACAGCAUGCCCCGUGAACAGGCAAUCGAGAGCAUCCAGGCGUACGAGAGCAUCAAGGACAAGUUGAAGGACUUUUUCAAACCGUUUGCCGAGGGGGGCAAGGUGGUGACCGAGGAUGAGGUGAGGAGCUUUUUUCUGAAGAUUAAAAAACCAUGAGUUGUAUUGUGGGUAAUACCAUUGUAAUGACGUAGCCCAGUUAGUUUCUUGAAUAUUUGAUUGUCCAUACCAUCGUAUCACUUGUGUAACUCCAUAGUUUUUUAUGCCAUAUAUUUUCCAAUGUUC